Sitodiplosis mosellana (orange wheat blossom midge) is the source of this 1004-nucleotide messenger RNA. RefSeq names its product transcription factor BTF3 homolog 4 (gene bic). The transcript has 2 exons. Gene Ontology annotation, cellular component: cytosol; nascent polypeptide-associated complex. The record is from RefSeq and is a predicted model, not a curated record. Bases 127 to 615 code for a protein of 162 amino acids. NCBI's taxonomy places the organism in Eukaryota, Metazoa, Arthropoda, Insecta, Diptera, Cecidomyiidae.
CUGACAUUGACAGUUUGUGCAAACCAGUACGGACGGAUUUUGCACGUGUUUUAUUUUUAAACAAUUACUGACGUGAGUAACAUUAAUUGCGGUCAGUCGCUGCUGAAUUAUUGUAUUGAAGUCAUCAUGAAUCCAGAAAAGUUGAAGAAAUUGCAAGAACAAGUUCGUAUCGGUGGCAAAGGUACGCCCAGACGUAAGAAGAAGGUUGUACACAGUACACCAGCCACCGAUGAUAAGAAGUUGCAAUCUUCGUUGAAAAAGUUGUCGGUCAAUACGAUUCCCGGAAUCGAAGAAGUGAAUAUCAUCAAAAAUGACGGCACCGUCAUUCAUUUCAACAAUCCAAAGGCUCAAGCAUCGUUGGCCACAAACACAUUUGCGAUCACCGGAAACGGUGAAACCAAGAAUAUUUCAGAAAUGUUGCCAUCAAUUUUGACGCAACUUGGACCAGAGGGCUUGAUGCAACUCAAGAAAAUCGCAAAUGACAUCGUUUCCAGUAAGAAAUUGAACGAUGACGAUGACGUACCCGAAUUGGUGGAGAACUUUGAAGAUGUUGCCAUCAAAGAAAAGCCUGCUGCCGAAGCUGAAGCUGAAGCACUCGCCGACGGACAAGACUAAUUCUGGAUCUGCAGCGUGCCUCCAACAGAUAUGUGUGCCGUAAGCACACCAAAAAAAAACGCAUGGUUAGUUAAACAAAAAAAAAUACACAUGCAAGAAGAGCAGUAAUAACAUACAAUAAAAAUUGCGGCUGCUUUUAUCGCAGCAUUCAAAUUCCACUUCCAGUUUAUCGAAAUCGAUGAAAACGAUUCAAAAAGCAUUUGCGAAAAGAAAUAAAAAUAAAUCAGAAUUAUCAAUUCCAGAAAACAAAUCGAUAAACUCGAUGAAUUUUUAGUAAAAGAAGAAGAAGAGAAAAUUCCAAGUUAAAAAUAAUAUAAUUAUUAUAAUUCCAAUGUAUGAUAAGUUGUAAUAAAAUAAAAGGAAAACCAAAAAUGAAAAUCGUUUGGAAA